This is a messenger RNA of Eupeodes corollae, 4317 nucleotides long. RefSeq lists its product as uncharacterized. Gene Ontology annotation, cellular component: transcription regulator complex; nucleus. The coding region runs from base 178 to 3987 and encodes 1269 amino acids. The transcript has 26 exons. The record is from RefSeq and is a predicted model, not a curated record. NCBI's taxonomy places the organism in Eukaryota, Metazoa, Arthropoda, Insecta, Diptera, Syrphidae. Gene Ontology annotation, biological process: regulation of transcription by RNA polymerase II.
GAGCUGCAAAUCAUGGCAGCAGCUAUCACAAUGGCGACGCGGCAAGUAAAAGCAAUCGUUUUUUGAUUUUUCUGCCUUCUGCGUUCCAGUUUUAUUUUGUACAGCUGAUUCGCGCAAAACACUUUUAAUUUAUUAAACAAAUAAAUUUUCUACCACAAAAAUUAUCGACACUUAAUUAUGUCAACCGAAGAAUUCAUCAGUGCAAUUAAAUCUAGAGAAAUAAUAUGGAAUACAAAUCAUCGCAGUUUUAAUAAUAGACAACAGAAACAAGUACUCUGGGAUGAAAUCGCAGAAGAAUUUAAUAUUUCAGUCGAUGAAUGUAAAAGGAAAUGGAAAGGACUUCGAACGACACUGCGCCAGAAUAUAAAACCUAUUGAUAAGGAUUUGCCGCCAGGCAGCAGAGUUUUCCCAAAGUGGAGACAUAUUGACGAUAUGAGUUUUUUAAUUCCUUUGAUGAAAACAAGAAGCAAUGGUUUUGCUAAUGAUAAAAUAUUCGAUGAGUGGUCAAUAUCUUGUGCAGAAAAUGAGAUAGGAGCUUCGCCAUCAGAUCCCAAUUCGUAUGCAAAUAACCUAACGGGAACCAUAGGAAAUCCAAUAAGCCUAUUGAUUGAAGAAGUUAAACAACAGCAGAUUCUUUGGAAUGAACAUGAUCCUAAUUUCGAGUGUAUAGAGUUAAAAGAUGAAGGAUGGAGCGAAAUUGAAUCUAGAUUAUCCAUAUCAGCUUUUAUCUGCAAGAAGAAGUGGGAAAGUAUUUUGGAAUAUUUGGCUGUUGAAUGCGCUAAGCAUCCUGACAAUUCGAGUUCUUGGGCGUACUUUAAGCAGUUGGAUUUUGUGCAACCGUUUGUUCAACAGGGCAACAGAACCACAAUUAUGGAGCAAAAUAAUGAUUCACAAAAAAAGUCGGAAACUAAAAACGAUUUUCCUGACAGAGUUAUUGCAGAGGUCAAAAAAUAUCCAUUAAUAUGGAAUUUAUAUAGUAAAAACUACAAGAGUGUUUAUAAAAAACUGAAGGCUUGGAGAAAGAUUGCACAUUCACUUGAAUCAACAGUUGAGGAAGUGAAGAAAAAAUGGAAAGCACUAAGAGAUGUCUUUGCUAAACACUAUGCUAAGAAUCCAGAUGAAAAUACUAACAAUUGGCCUUAUUUUAAGCAAAUGAUAUUCUUAGCCCCAUAUCUUAAGGGCAACAAAUUAAGUUUUGCUAAAUCUUUUGAACGUACCCAAGAGUCGGAUGAUGAAGAAAGCGUUUCAUCGGUUGCCUGGGAAUCGGAUAACAAUGAAACAAAGAACCAAACACCAGCAGUAAGGGAAACAAGCAAAUUUUCAAAUGAAGAUUUUAUUGAAGCAGUCAGAAAACAACAAAUCUUAUGGGACUCGACUUUUAAUAAUUUUAAAAACAAUAAAUUGAGAUGUGUGGUGUGGAAAGAGGUUGCAGAUUAUUUUGGAUUACCAGUCAUUGAUUGCAAAAAGAAAUGGAGAACACUUCGUGAUCUGUUUGUUCGAACACAUCUAAAACCAAUAAGGGAAGAAGAUAAAUCAUGGAAACAUUACGACCAAAUGAAAUUCUUGGUGCCGCAUUUAAGAGAAAGAAAAAACGAUCCCUUAGAUCCUUCAAUAAAUUCAAAUUCAUUUGACAAUUCAGUUGAAGAUUUAAAAAUUGAAGUAAACCCAAGUUUCGUUUCAGCAGCAGAGGAAACACAAAAUGAUGAAGAAAAAACAGCACAAGUAUUAGAUGAACAGAAUAUAAACGAGUUUAUAAGACUUGUAAAGCGACAUGAUGUUUUAUGGAAUACAACCAACAAGAACUAUAGAAACAAUGAGUUUAGAUUCCAAGCCUGGGAGGAUGUAUCUGAACACUUUUCAUUGUCAACAAUUGAUGACUGCAGGAAAAGAUGGAAGGCACUAAGAGACAACUUUUCUCGACAUUAUUAUAAACCCAUAAGAGAAGAAGACAAAUCUUGGAAAAACUAUCAUGAUUUGAAAUUUCUAAUACCACACUUAAAAUAUAAAAAAUGUGCAAAUGUCUUAAAGAGUCUUCCAAAAACACCAGAUUUCAUACAAAAAACUGAACCUGAUCCUGAACCUGAGAAUGUAAUAAUAAAACAAGAACCAGUAAUGGAAGAAGAUGAAAGUAUGUCUAGUGAUUUUGAGGAUACGAGCAAAAAUGAUAAUGGAUUGAAAACAGCAGAUAAAAUUUGUUCAGAUGAAUUUAUUGAUGUGGUAAAGCAACACGAAAUGCUAUGGAACACCGAAGAUGAAAAUUAUAAAAAUAACGAGUUAAGAACCAAAGAAUGGGAACUCAUAGCGGUUCAUUUUGAAACUUCGGUUGAUGAAUGUAAAAAGAAAUGGAAAGCACUCAGAGAUUCAUUUGUUCGAAAUUAUUUUAAACCCAUAAAGGAGAAGUAUAAAAGUUGGAAUUACUAUUCCAAAAUGAAAUUCUUGGGACCACAUGUAAAAUACAAGAAGGAUAAAAGUCUAAUAGGCGAUCCAGAAUUCCCACGAAAAGACGAAGAGCCCUCCAGUCCAUCGGAGCAGGAUGAAACUGAAUUAAACCCUAAAAAGUUUACAGUGAAAGAAUUUGUUAAUGAAAUAAAGAAACACACGAUAUUGUGGGAUCUCAGCGAUGAAAGGUGUAGAAUGAGAAAAUAUAGAUUGCUAGCAUGGAAGGAGAUAUCUGCUCAUUUUAGCGUAUCAACUUUGGAAUGUAAAAGAAAAUGGGCCACACUCAGAAGUGCCUUUAUCCGGGAAUUCGCUAAGUGUCCUGACAAUGAUACCUGGGGAAAUUUCAAAGAAUUGGACUUCUUGUUGCCGUACCUCAAGGCGAAUGUAUCUGCAAACCAUGAACUAAGUGCUUCUGAAUCUACAAAUUGUAUACCAAAAGACCAUCUGAUAUCUUGUGAAUCAAAUGAAGUCAAUUCAGACAAUCAAUUUAAUAUGCCUAAUUCUCAAGAUGAUAAUUGGAUGGAAGUUUUUAUUCAAACAAUCAAACAACAAAAGAUCUUAUGGGAUACAACGGAUAGUAAUUUUAAAAAUGCACUGAAACGACAACAAGCUUGGAAUUCAAUUGCAAAAGAUUUCGGUUUAUCGAUUGAUGAUUCGAAACAAAAGUGGAAAACCCUAAGAGAUACCUUUGCGAAUUUAUAUCAUAAUAGCCAGGACGGGACAGAAGAGAAUAGUGAAUGGAAAUACUAUAAUUCUAUGAAAUUUCUGUGUCCACAUUUGAAACAUAAAAAACUCGGAGAAAUCGGUUAUGAAGACAAUAAUGACUCUGACUCGUGUAGCGCUCAAGCAGGGAAUUUACAUAUCCAAAAAACUACGGCGAAUGAAAAAUGUACAAUUAAAUUCAUCAAAUCGAUAAAAGAGAAACAAUUACUUUGGAAUUGGUCAGAUGAUGACUAUAACGACACAAACAAAAAGGAAGAAGCUUGGGGACUUAUUGCAAAUAAAUUUGGCUUGCCAAUUGCUCGGUGCAAAGAAAGAUGGCUGGCUCUGAGAAACUGUUAUAAUCGAGUUAUUCUCAGCCAAUCAAAUAAUCCAAAACAUUCAUGGAAGUAUUUGGAAGAAAUGAAUUUCUUGAAGCCUUUCAUCAAUGUCGACACUGAUUCAUCGCUCUUUGUCGACGUUUCAGGAAGCUUAAGCUUUGAUGAUAUCAUAGAAGAAUACAGUUUCCCAGAAGAACCUAUGGACGAUGAUCAAGACGAUGCGCUUUAUGAAGAACUUUUCGAAUGUUCGCCUUCUGAAUUUUCACAAAAUAUUGAAAAAAUCGAAAUUCCAAAGCACCAUACGCCCGAUCGUGCCGCCGCCGCUGCUAAAAGAAGAAGGUGCUCAGAAGAAUCGUCUGAUGAUGAGGAUAAGGAAUUUUUUCAAGUCAUAAAAGAAACUAUGAAACAAUUACCAAGUGACGUUAAGAGUGACGCUAAAGGUCACAUAAAAGCUUACUUAAAAGUAAUUGCAUCAAAUCAUAAUUUAUGGAAUUUCAAUCUCGAUUGAAUUGAAAAUGUUUGUGCAUGAGAAGAAAACAAAUCAUUUUUUAUUGUUUUUUUUUUACACUUUUUCAAAAGCAAUUGAUAUUUUUUUGGACAUUAAAUCAAUGCGUUUCGCCGAAGCACGAAAUAAUGUAACAAAUGAAAUCUACUUUCAUGCCUUAGCGAAGCGUAUUUGGAAUAAGGGUUGCAAAUAAAUGCCAAUUUAAAGUUGCAUGUACAUAAGAUUUAAUUUGUUUAUUCUAAUUUAGAAUAAUUACAGUAUUUAAUAUUAAACUUUAUGAGCCCAUAACUAAUUAAUGAAUAAAAAAGAAGUUAAACUUUAUUAACAAAGUUA